CGAGUCAUUUCCGUCCGCGGAGGAACUGAGCGCCGCCGGCCGGGUUGCAAGCCGGGCGCCUCGGGCAGGACCUCCCCGGGCAGGACCUCCCUGGUCGGAAGUGGCAGUGAGCCAGAGCAGCGGUCCCGGGCUGGCACCCAGGAUGAGCGAGGUGGAAGCCCCGGGCCGCCUGUGGCUCGAGAGUCCCCCUGGGGGAGCGCCUCCCAUCUUCCUGCCCUCGGACGGGCAAGCCCUGCUUCUGGGCAGGGGACCCCUGACCCAGGUCACGGACCGGAAGUGCUCCAGAACUCAAGUGGAGCUGGUCGCAGAUCCUGAGACCCGGACAGUGGCAGUGAAACAGCUGGGAGUUAACCCCUCAACUGCCGGGAGCCAGGAGUUGAAGCCGGGGUUGGAGGGCUCUCUAGGGGUGGGGGACACACUGUAUUUGGUCAAUGGCCUCCACCCACUGACCCUGCGCUGGGAAGAGAUCCGCACACCAGAAUCCCAGCCAGAUACUCCACCUGGCACCCCUCCGGUGUCCCAAGACGAGAAGAGAAAUGCUGAGCCUCCGAAGAAGCGUAUGCGGAAGUCAGACCCCGGCUGGAAGAACUUGGAGAAGCUGCUAGUGUUCACCGCGGCUGGGGUGAAACCCCAGGGCAAGGUGGCUGGCUUUGAUCUGGACGGGACCCUCAUCACCACACGCUCUGGGAAGGUCUUUCCCACUGGCCCCAGUGACUGGAGGAUCUUGUACCCAGAGAUUCCGCGUAAGCUCCGGGAGCUGGAAGCCGAGGGCUACAAGCUGGUGAUCUUCACCAACCAGAUGAGCAUCGGGCGCGGGAAACUGCCAGCCGAAGAGUUCAAGGCCAAGGUGGAGGCUGUGGUGGAGAAGCUGGGGGUCCCCUUCCAGGUGCUGGUGGCCACGCACGCAGGCUUGUACCGGAAGCCAGUGACAGGCAUGUGGAACCAUCUGCAGGAGCAGGCCAACGAGGGUGUGCCCAUCUCCAUCGGAGACAGCAUCUUUGUGGGAGACGCAGCCGGACGCCCGGCCAACUGGGCCCCGGGGCGGAAGAAGAAAGACUUCUCCUGUGCAGAUCGCCUGUUUGCUCUCAACCUUGGCCUGCCCUUCGCCACGCCUGAGGAGUUCUUCCUGAAGUGGCCAGCAGCCGGCUUCGAGCUCCCAGCUUUUGACCCGAGGACUCUCUCCCGCUCAGGACCUCUCUGCCUCCCCGAGUCCAGGGCCCUCCUGAGCUCUAGCCCGGAGGUGGUUGUCGCCGUGGGAUUCCCUGGGGCCGGGAAGUCCACCUUUCUCAAGAAGUACCUCGUGUCGGCCGGAUACGUCCAUGUGAACAGGGACACGCUAGGCUCCUGGCAGCGCUGUGUGACCGCGUGUGAGACAGCCCUGAAGCAAGGGAAACGGGUCGCCAUCGACAACACAAACCCGGACUCCGCGAGCCGCGCCAGGUACGUCCAGUGCGCCCGAGCCGCGGGCCUCCCCUGCCGCUGCUUCCUCUUCACCGCCACUCUGGAGCAGGCGCGCCACAACAAUCGGUUUCGAGAGAUGACGGACUCCUCUCAUGUCCCCGUAUCAGACAUGGUCAUGUAUGGCUACAGCAGUUCGAGGCCCCGACGCUGGCCGAAGGCUUCUCUGCCAUCCUGGAGAUUCCGUUCCGGCUGUGCCUGGAGCCGAGGCUGGAGCGGCUGUACUGCCAGUUCUCCGCGGGCUGAGCCCCGCCCAGCUCCCGUCCACAAUAAAUGCUGUUUAUCCUUGAGCUUGGCCGGCAUUUUGCUGGGAGGAGGGUGGUCCCUGUGGGGGAAGGGCUCCAGGCCUGCCAGUUUUUUGCGUGGAAGCUUUAGGGACAUCUUCAGGUAACAAAAGGUGGGGCCUUACAGAAGGGAUUCCAGCUUUGCUGGGACCUGGCAUGGGCAUGUUAGACAUCAGCCGGGGAACGGGCAGGGCACUGCCUGGCCCUGACAGCCAGCUGGUGAGCCCACAAGCCCCAACCCAGGGACUGGCUCAAGGCAAGGUGUGACCCCUGAGGACAAAAUCCAGCUCAGGUUCUGUGACACUGAACUUGAACCCAGGGCCUGUGGAUCUGGAGAUUGUCAGGGAAGAGGGUGUGGGCAGCCGAGAGCCAGACCCAGUGAGUACCCAGGCUGUCCAGGCCUGCUGGGCCACCUUAUGGCUAGGGGGCUGCCAGGCAUGGGGCAGUGAGCAGAGGAGGCAGGCAGGUUUUU
Messenger RNA from Rhinopithecus roxellana (golden snub-nosed monkey), 2214 nucleotides. It is a transcript of the gene PNKP, whose product is annotated as polynucleotide kinase 3'-phosphatase. Gene Ontology annotation, molecular function: ATP-dependent polydeoxyribonucleotide 5'-hydroxyl-kinase activity; polynucleotide 3'-phosphatase activity; protein binding. Gene Ontology annotation, cellular component: nucleus. Gene Ontology annotation, biological process: DNA repair. NCBI's taxonomy places the organism in Eukaryota, Metazoa, Chordata, Mammalia, Primates, Cercopithecidae. The coding region runs from base 143 to 1849 and encodes 568 amino acids. The transcript is spliced from 17 exons. The record is from RefSeq and is a predicted model, not a curated record.